This is a messenger RNA of Gigantopelta aegis, 2327 nucleotides long. Its product is annotated as angio-associated migratory cell protein-like. The transcript is spliced from 11 exons. Bases 163 to 1536 code for a protein of 457 amino acids. Lineage: Eukaryota; Metazoa; Mollusca; Gastropoda; Neomphalida; Peltospiridae. Gene Ontology annotation, molecular function: protein binding. The record is from RefSeq and is a predicted model, not a curated record.
AAGAGCCAUGCUGAAUUAACAGACGUUUUCUUUGUUAUUUCAUGACAGACAACAGUCUAAAACAUUGUCAGUGUCGACCUCAACGUUCUCUUGUGAAAAAGAUCACAAUUAGUAUUAAACCGGAAGUACUCAACGUGUGGCACGAUUGAACAAAGUUUUAAAAUGAGUAGGGGUGGUAACAAGCCUCAGCCUCCUACAGAUGAAGAACUACUUUAUAUUAUUGACACUGAAGACAUUGUUGAGGUCAUUGAAUUAGACGAUGAUGAUUUUGCUGACCUACUUUCAAGUGAUGAAAACAACGAUGAUGAUGAUGAUCAAGAAGAAGGCGUGGAAAAAGGGAAGACUGGUAACACCGGCCCAAUUGAGACUGGUCACAUCAGCACAGUUAUUGCAUUUGAUAACACGGGUGUAAUUGAGUCUGAUGACACCAGUGCAAUCCAGUCUGAUGACACCGGUGCAAUCCAGUCUGAUGACACCGGUGCAGUUCAGUCUGACAACACUGUAGUGUUUAAAGGACAUGGCGAUGCUGUAUUUUGUGUCAGUAUCGAACCAGUCAUUUUCAAGUAUGCAGUGACAGGAGGACAAGAUGACAAGGCGAUUGUUUGGAAUGUGAAGACUGGUGAAACGGUCUUUGAAUGCACAGGACACAAGGAUUCUGUAACUGCCGUGGGUUUUAGUCACGAUGGUGACCUCAUUGCUACUGGCGAUCUCGGUGGAUUUAUACAAGUUUGGGAUUUCGCAACCCAGCAGGUGGUCUGGGAGUUUGAGUGCAGCGAUAUCGAGUGGUUAAAGUGGCACCAUAAUUCACACGUGCUGUUUGCUGGCACCUCCGACGGAAACUUUUGGAUGUUUAAGAUAUCCUCAGAAGAAACAAAAACAUUUCCAGGUCACGGCCCGUCGGCAGCUAGCGGAGUUAUCUGCCCAGAUGGUAAAAGAGCCUGCGUUGGCUACCAGGAUGGAGUGAUAAAGAUCUGGAAUUUAGAGAAAACAACAUGUGUGCAUACAAUCUCAGGUGCUAAUGCUCACGCCUCGUCUGUUGUCAGUUUGGCCUGUCACCAUGACAACGUACUCAUCGUCAGUGGGGCUACAGACAACACAGCCAAGCUGAUAAAUACGGAAACGGGAAAGGUUGUAGCCACACUACCCUGCAGUGGCAAACCAGGUGCAGCAGCAGAGAGCGAGUCGGUAGAGGCUGUCGGCUUUUCACCAGUAAUGCCGUGGGUGGCUACAGGAAAUUUGACUGGGGAGUUAGAGAUCUGGGAUCUUUCAUCUCACAUUGUGAGACAACGUUGUCACCACGAGCGCGGUAUUGUGAAGCUGAUGUGGGAUAAGGAAUCGCCGUUUGUGUACACAGCCAGCCUUGAUGGUCAACUCCAGUUGUGGGACGCGCGGAACGGGGAAAUCAUAAAACAGUGGAAAGGGCACACGGCAGAAAUUCUAGAUUUUGAUAUAUCAUUCAAAGGGCACAUCAUAAUAACCACGUCGGAAGACAAGACAGCCCGGGUUUUUCCAUCUGCUACUUCUGGAAAAUCCUGAUUGGACAAUUCUCUUACAAGUUGAAAAACUGUCGUGUUCCGGAUUGGUUGAUGGGUGCAUCUAACUUAUUCUGAUUGGUUGAAUGGCUUGUCUGACUUCAGUUGAGCUUUUGUUGUCGCACUGCAGAACUUAGCAGGAUCUGUUGUGAUUGGUCAAUUUGGACAUAAAGCUUAUUGUGAUUCGUCGAUUGGUUUUAUCUGGCUUAUUCUGAUUGUUUGGUGGGUUGGCUCAGUGGAUGCAGCUCAAUGAUGGAUGGGUAUUGAUGGAUUGAUUUCCUUUCAUGGCACCAUGAUGACUGUGGUCCAUGCCAAUCACUGUUCCGCAAGAGUGAUCAAUUCUAUCCUGUCCAAAAAAAGUAAAUAAUAAAGUUAAAAUGUGUGUGCAAUAUUUAUGGGCAUAUGGGUUGAAAUUUUAGUGGGGGGAAGGGCAUCAGAAAGAAUUUACCCUUAUUUUUCUCAAUGUAAAAUUCUGUCUUUACUACCAUAUUUCUCCAAGUACAAUUCUUUGCUCAGAAGAAUUUUUUUAUUACUUUCGGUGUUGACCCCACCCAACAACUUUCGGAGUUUCUUUCAUUACAUUACUAACCUUAAAGUCUUAGAAAUUGAUGAAUAAUAAUAUUUUUAUUAAUAAUUUUUAGAUAAAUGAUAGUAAGAGAAGUGCUGUUGACAAUUUUGUCAAGUGCAUGAACUGUAGAGUUCAAUUUCAAAAUAUUCCAGACCCAUAACCACCUAGUAGAGACACGUAUGGUCUGUUUUGUUUUUAUUAUCAUUAUUAUGCACCCUCAAAUUAUU